This is a messenger RNA of Trichoderma breve, 1104 nucleotides long. Its product is annotated as PAXNEB protein domain-containing protein. NCBI's taxonomy places the organism in Eukaryota, Fungi, Ascomycota, Sordariomycetes, Hypocreales, Hypocreaceae. The transcript has 2 exons. Gene Ontology annotation, cellular component: elongator holoenzyme complex; transcription elongation factor complex; cytoplasm. Bases 1 to 1104 code for a protein of 367 amino acids. The record is from RefSeq and is a predicted model, not a curated record. Gene Ontology annotation, biological process: tRNA wobble uridine modification.
AUGUCGUUUCGGAAGAGGAAUACAGUAAUCGGUGUUACUGGGGCCGCACCACAGUCACAGCAAACCAAACUACUAGUUCCAGGCACUCGACCUUCUCCUCACGAUGGAAGACUCACCACCUCUACUGGAACUUCAUCUUUGGAUCAGCUGCUCGCAGGCCAUGCUGGACUACCCGUGGGAACAUGUCUUCUCGUCGAGGAGACUGGGACAACCGAUUUUGGCGGAAUUUUGCUUCGCUACUUUGCCGCUGAAGGACUAGUUCAAGGCCAUUCUGUACAUGUGUUGGGAUUUGGAGAUCACUGGCGACGUGAGCUUCCAGGGCUGGCGAGCGAGGGCCGAUCGAAAGAGGCUAGUAGCUCUAAUUCUUCAGACAGCAAGAUGAAGAUUGCUUGGCGAUAUGAGGCUCUAAGUAGUAGAGCUGCUCCAUCACGUGACUCGGCAGAAGGGAUGGCCCCUUUCUGUCAUACGUUUGAUCUAUCAGGGCGCCUGGACGAAAGUGUCGCUCAGGGGCAGUUUUAUACCACACGCGGAGGCGGCUUGGAUUCUGGCCAGUCACUGUUCCGGCGUUUCAUCAGCGAGGUCACCACUAAGAUCAAGAGUUCGCCUCCUACCGCCAUUCACAGAAUUGUCGUUCCCAGCCUACUCUCGCCAACUCUAUAUCCACCUUCAGCUUGUCGUCCGCAAGAGGUGCUGCAGUUCUUGCACCAAAUACGAGCCUUGCUGCGGCAGUUCCCCUCAAGGAUUGUUGUCAUGAUGACGCUUCCCAUCUCACUAUAUCCCCGUUCGACAGGACUCGUUCGGCGAGCAGAGCUAAUCUGCGACGGCGUGGUGGAGUUGAUAUCGCUCCAGCAGCAGCCUCAACACCAUAUUGAUCAAAAUUCUGCAAAUGAUACCAAGGCACAGGGACUUUUCAGGAUUCACUCGCUUCCCAUCUUCCAUGAAAAGGGGGGUGGAUUGGAAGGAAGCUGGGUGAAGGAGGACAUGUCUUUCAAGCUCAGUGCUUCCAGUGGGCUUGUUAUCGCGCCGUAUAGCUUACCACCCUUGGAAGAUGAUGGACCUUCAAAUGCGCCAUCAAAUGAUAAUAAGCCAAAACUUGAUUUCUAA